Messenger RNA from Dovyalis caffra, 1692 nucleotides. Lineage: Eukaryota; Viridiplantae; Streptophyta; Magnoliopsida; Malpighiales; Salicaceae. The record is from the annotation of a GenBank genome assembly.
AUGGAACUUUCAGGGAUGAUCAGAACCACAAGAGAUCAUACUUCCUGGGACAUGAAAAUCUUUCAAGUCAAAGUGCAGAAAAAUGGAUAUUGUUCAACAAUCCCAUUUGCUUGUUUGAUAGUUUUCUCUAUUCUUAUAAUUGUCUCAAUCGUUCCGCAAAAGAGUGUAAUAUUCAAAGUUAAUGAAGGAGAUGCUAAAAUUAAGGUCCUAGCAGGAGGAGCUGCUCAAACUGAUGAUACAAUAUCAGAAGUUUUAGAUUCAGGAAAUGUUUCCUAUCAGCAACUUCUCAACGAACUUUUUGCUCCUGGAUUUGACAAAGGAUCUUGCUUAAGCCGGUACGAAGCCAUUCUAUAUCGAAAACCAUCACCGCAUAAGCCCUCCCUCUACCUCAUCGCCAAACUUAGGACCUAUGAAAGUCUUCAUAACCACUGCGGGCCUUACACCGAAUCCUACAACAAAACCCUUGAACAACUCAAGUCUGGCCGUAAUAUUGGUACCACAGGUUGUAACUAUGUUGUCUAUACACCUUUGAGUGGCCUAGGAAACAUGAUGCUAUCAGUUGCUUCAGCAUUUCUAUAUGCUUUCCUCACUAACCGAGUCCUGCUUGUGGAAUUCGGAAGAGAAAUUGCUGAUCUCUUUUGUGAGCCAUUUCCAAAUACAACAUGGUUGUUGCCCAUGGAUUUUCCUUUAAGGAAUCAAUUUGAAAAUUUCCGUCAGGAAUAUCCUCGUACUUAUGGAAACAUGCUGAAGAAAAGAAUCAUCAACAUUUCCAUGAAGUCUCCACCACCAGCAUUUCUUUAUCUUUAUCUAGCUUACAACAUUGAUCGUUACGAUGAGCUUUUUUAUUGUGAUCAAAAUCAAGAUCAACUUCAAAAAGUCCCUUGGUUGGUUAUAAAAUCAAACCAAUACUUUGUCCCUUCUCUCUUCUUAGUCCCAUCUUUUCACCAGGAACUAAGCAAGUUGUUCCCUGACCAAGAAACUGUUUUCCACCACGUGGGUCGGUAUCUUUUCCAACCCUCAAAUGAAGCAUGGGGACUAAUCACUAGGUUUUAUCAAGCUUACUUAUCCAAAGCAGAUGAGAGGAUUGGCAUCCAAGUAAGGGUUUUUGAUACUAAAACUACUCCAUUUCAAACAGUUAUGGAUCAGAUUUUGUCCUGUACUCUAAAGGAUAAAUUACUGCCUGAAGUCUUAGAUGUGCACAAUUCUGUUGCAUCUUUAUCCAAUAACCAAAGCUUGAAAGCUGUUUUAGUAACAUCUCUGUACUCAGAGUACUAUGAGUAUAUAAAGGGGAUGUAUUGGACAAGACCAACUGUGAGUGGGGAAGUGAUUGGUGUUUUCCAGCCAAGCCAUGAAGAGCAUGAACUAUAUGGGAAUAAGAUGCACAGUAUGAAGGCAUGGACUGAAAUUUAUCUGCUGAGUAUGAGUGAUGUGUUGAUUACUAGCUCUUGGUCAACUUUUGGUUAUGUGGCUCAAAGUCUAGGUAGUCUGAAGCCAUGGAUUCUUUACAGGCCUUUCAAUGGAACAACCCCAGAUCCUCCUUGUGUUCAAGCUAUGUCAAUGGAGCCUUGUUUCCAUUUCCCUCCACGUUAUGGCUGCAAGGCAAAGGUCAACAUCGAUGAAGGUGCUAUUGUUCCUCAUGUGAAGCAUUGUGAGGAUGUGGGUUGGGGAUUAAAGCUGGUUAAAGAUCAUUGA